UCAUUCCAUCAUUUGGGUGAAUUUAGGUCUGCCGCAAAGUCAGACACAAGGCGCUUAGGCACGCCGCAAUAUAAAAUCCAUCCCAAAUUUUCCGACUUUUUUCUCCUGUUUUUCGUAAUAAAAUGAAUAUUAUGGGUGGCAUUAGCAGUGUGGCUUCCUUUCCUCCAGUGCUAUUGACAUGUGUGGUAACCACUUUAGUCACAACGAGUUUAGGGGCACCCUUGAAUUUUGUGGAUGACGAGAAAAAUGAUAUUCACAAAUCGGAAGAUUUUCUUUCAACUUCAUCCUCUUGUGGUGGUAAUCUUAGCUUUCGAGAGGGACGGAUAAUCGGUGGGAGAGAAGCUAAUACGGCAGAAAUUCCAUGGCAGGUUUCCAUUCAGAACGGUGGUGAACAUUUCUGUGGGGGUACGAUCAUAUCGGAUCACUAUAUCCUGUCCGCAGCUCAUUGUUUUAGUCAUAUCGAUGAUGAAUAUGCCCAACUUUCUGUGGUUUUGGGGGCACAUCGUAUAACAGCGGAAGAAGAUGCUUUGUCUAAAAUUGAAUAUAAACGAAUUUCCAUAAAACAAGUCACGAACCACCCCGAUUUCGAUGGAGGUCUUCAAUACCUGAAUGACAUUGCGCUGAUUGAAUUGGCCGAGCCGAUUUUGUGGAACAGUUUCGUGUCCCCGAUUUGCUUGCCAAGCGCGGAUGAAAUUUUUGGCAGAACGGCAGACAAGGACAAGAAUAUUUCCGCUGUGGCGUCCGGAUGGGGUCGAACUUGGGGGGAGAAGGUUGAACGGACCGAACUGGAUUUUGAAGAAUUAUACAAAAUUCAUUCCGACGUGUUGAAGACCUUGAACUUGACCAUUCUCCCAAAUUCAGAGUGUGACGAGUACUACCACCAAAAGUCAAACUGGAAAGGAGUGACGCUUGCCCCCAGUCAACUAUGUGCCGGGGUUGUGGACAAAUCGUGGAGAGAGGACACCGCUUCUGGUGAUUCUGGUGGUCCUCUCGCAAUUUAUCAGCAUGGAAGAUGGACAAUUGCUGGUAUUACUUCGUUUGGAACGCCGUAUAGAGCACCAGGGGUCUAUUGCAGGGUCUCCAGUUAUUUGGGCUGGAUUAAGGAGGUGACAAGUAAACGAAUGGAAUAAUAAGAACUGAUCUAAGAAUUAAGACACCAAGUGAUAUUAUGUCUGAUGUGAUAUUAUUUAUUGUAUACUAUUUAUUUUUUACUCUGUCUAACUGAUUUUUAUUAUAUAGUCAAUAAAGAAAGAAUUAAAAUUUGUGUGACUCAUA
This is a messenger RNA of Folsomia candida, 1275 nucleotides long. RefSeq names its product transmembrane protease serine 9. Gene Ontology annotation, molecular function: serine-type endopeptidase activity. Gene Ontology annotation, biological process: proteolysis. The record is from RefSeq and is a predicted model, not a curated record. The coding region runs from base 123 to 1130 and encodes 335 amino acids. The transcript has 4 exons. Lineage: Eukaryota; Metazoa; Arthropoda; Collembola; Entomobryomorpha; Isotomidae.